Ceratitis capitata (Mediterranean fruit fly) is the source of this 1385-nucleotide messenger RNA. RefSeq names its product WD repeat-containing protein 74. Gene Ontology annotation, molecular function: protein binding. Bases 1 to 1272 code for a protein of 423 amino acids. The transcript has 4 exons. The record is from RefSeq and is a predicted model, not a curated record. NCBI's taxonomy places the organism in Eukaryota, Metazoa, Arthropoda, Insecta, Diptera, Tephritidae. Gene Ontology annotation, cellular component: preribosome, large subunit precursor; nucleolus. Gene Ontology annotation, biological process: ribosomal large subunit biogenesis.
AUGAAGUGGUCUACAGCCAAUUUGAAAAAUCCAAAUUAUACGGAAAAUCAUGAAUUAUACGUUGGCACUAGUACCGGUACUUUCAAAAGAUUUGUACCUGCUUUUGAGCAGAAACCCUUCGGCCAGCGCAACUUGUACGAUAUUAAUCAGCUUGAAAGGAAUGACCGGGUUACUGCGUUGUCUUUUGGGCUUGAUACAUCGGAAAUCUUUAUCGGACGAGCAAAAGAAAAUGUUCACAUACAUUCUUUACGUAGCGACAAAGUUGAGCGCAUAAUUAAUCUAAAUUAUGCGCCUGUUGUAGGUUUGGCACGCUUUAAUGACUACUUAGUGGCUGGAUUUUCCAAUGGUCAAGUGCAGCGUGUGCCGCUUGAAGAUAAAUCCGAAACAGAGUGCAUCGUUAAUAGUGGUGAUGAUAUGGCACAUUUACGUCAAUGCCCCUCAGAUCGUAACUUAGUAGCAACAGGUGGUAAAGGACGUCAAAACAAUUUAAAAAUUUUCGACAUGGCGGCUGAUGGCAAACAAGUUUUUACUUCAAAAAACUUGCCUAAUGAUUAUCUGCAGUUGGAAGUGCCUGUGUGGGAUAGUGAUGUUGGCUUUAUAGAUUCACCACAUACACUUGCAACUUGUUCCCGUUAUGGAUAUGUGCGAGUAUAUGACACACGGAAACAGCGACGACCGGUACAAUGUUAUGCCACUGAAGAUCAAAUGAGUUUCUCGACCUUAGUGACCCACGGAAAUUACAUAUACACAGGCACCACAAUGGGUGUGAUGAAGGCCUUCGACAUUAGGCGCAUGCAGAGUUUUGUGCACACAUAUAAAGGCUUCACAGGUGCUAUCAGUGAUGUUUCCUUAGACAGUACUGGUAAAUACUUAGCCUCAGCUUCGUUAGAUCGUUAUGUGCGUGUACACCAUGUAGAUUCGACUGUGCUGCUGUAUCAGUGUUAUGUUAAAUCAAAAGCUACACGCGUUUUAAUACGCGAAUCUGCGGAGAACCCUAACUCCACAGCCGCUGAAGCAGCAGAAGACGAUGUGAAUGAAAUGGAAAGCACGAAAAAACUACAUAUAAAAAAAAAAGAUACUAUCCCGGAGGAUAAAGAGUAUGAGGACAUCUUCGAAAACAUGCAGACGAUUUGUGAAAACGACGAGGAGGAUGAUGUUUCAGACAGUGAAGACGUAGAGAAUACAACUAAAGAAAAUGAUAAACUGGCUAAAGUGGGGGCUAAACGAAAAGCGGAGAAAGGACUUGCUGAAAACAAAAAGAAGAAAGAAUAGAAUUUGAAACUUACUUUACAUAGGUUUAAAUAUGUAUAUAAAAUAUAUGUAACGUAGGAUUAGAUGAAAGUUGUAAUUCGAAAAUAAAAACUUUAUUCUUUUUUAUUAAAAAU